This is a messenger RNA of Alligator mississippiensis (American alligator), 4533 nucleotides long. It is a transcript of the gene TP73, whose product is annotated as tumor protein p73. The record is from RefSeq and is a predicted model, not a curated record. The transcript has 15 exons. Lineage: Eukaryota; Metazoa; Chordata; Crocodylia; Alligatoridae. Gene Ontology annotation, cellular component: nucleus. Gene Ontology annotation, biological process: protein tetramerization; apoptotic process; regulation of transcription by RNA polymerase II. Gene Ontology annotation, molecular function: protein binding; RNA polymerase II cis-regulatory region sequence-specific DNA binding; DNA-binding transcription factor activity, RNA polymerase II-specific. The coding region runs from base 279 to 2324 and encodes 681 amino acids.
GUUGCAAUGGGAGCCCUGAGCUGUCAAGAGGCACAACAAACCUGGCUUUGGAUUCGCUGAUCAAGCUUUUGAAAGACACAGGGAACUCCAGAAAACGCCCUUAAAAUCUUCAGAUUUGUUUUUUUUUCUUUUCAAAAUGAGUCCACCCACAUGGUUAGGGCUGGUGUCACCCAUCAUGACCACAAGGCACCGGGUGCUGCUGGUAGCUCUCUCUGCUGAAAGAAAACGUGCAGCUUGUUCCUGAAAUUGCUAAACCCCCUUGGACCAAGACCAGCAGCAUGGAGCUGGGAGCAAUUUAUCCUUUGUCAGACUCCCCUGUCACGAAAAUGUCCCAGGCUUCCCCAGCUGACGAAGGAACAACAUUUGAACAUCUCUGGAGCACACUGGAACCGGACAGCACCUACUUUGAUCUCCCCCCAUCCAGUCAUUCAGGGAGCAGCGAAGUCUCCAACCACACUGAAGUCACAAUGGACGUCUUCCAGAUGAGAAACACAAAUGAGUCGGUCAUGACUGUUCUGACUUCUGAUGAACUGGAAAUUCCCCAAAUACCAUCCUCAAAGUGGAAAACUCAGUCCCAGUUUAAUUUGCUGAACAGCAGCAUGGAUCAGAGCAUCGGGAGCCGAGCAGCCUCCACCAGCCCUUACAACUCUGAGCACACCUCCAAUGUCCCAACGCAUUCUCCCUACUCGCAGCCCAGCUCCACCUUCGACGCCAUGUCCCCAGCUCCCGUCAUCCCCUCCAACACUGACUACCCUGGUCCCCACCACUUUGAGGUGACUUUCCAGCAAUCCAGCACGGCCAAGUCAGCCACUUGGACAUACUCCCCGCUCCUGAAGAAACUCUACUGCCAGAUUGCCAAGACAUGUCCCAUCCAGAUCAAAGUGUCCACGCCACCCCCACCAGGCACCAUCAUCCGUGCCAUGCCUGUCUACAAGAAGGCAGAGCAUGUGACCGAGGUGGUGAAGCGCUGCCCCAAUCAUGAGCUGGGCCGUGACUUCAAUGAUGGCCAGUCCGCUCCCGCGAGCCACCUCAUCCGGGUGGAGGGCAACAACCUCUCACAAUAUGUGGAUGAUCCUGUCACAGGGCGACAGAGUGUGAUGGUGCCGUACGAGCCGCCACAGGUGGGGACGGAGUUCACCACCAUUCUGUAUAACUUCAUGUGCAACAGCAGCUGCGUGGGAGGCAUGAACCGGCGCCCCAUCCUCAUCAUCAUAACCCUGGAGACAAGAGAUGGGCAGGUGCUGGGCAGGAGGUCAUUCGAGGGUCGGAUCUGCGCCUGCCCAGGCAGGGACCGGAAAGCUGAUGAAGACCACUACCGAGAGCAGCAAGCCCUGAAUGAAAGCGCAGCCAAGAACGGCAAUGCCAACAAGCGCAGUGAGUCCUGUCCCCACCAGGCCACGGCAGGCUCUUUCAAGCAGAGCCCCCAGGGGAUUCCCGCGCUGGGGGCUGGUGUCAAGAAGAGGCGGCAUGGGGAGGAGGAGAUGUAUUACGUCCCUGUCCGGGGCCGCGAGAACUUCGAGAUCCUGAUGAAAAUCAAGGAGAGCCUGGAGUUGGUGGAGCUGGUGCCACAGCAACUGGUCGACUCCUAUCGACAGCAACAGCAGCAGCUCCUGCAGCGGCAGAGUCACCUGCAGUCCCCUUCCUCUUAUGGGCCGGUCCUGUCGCCGAUGAACAAAGUGCAUGGAGGAGGCAUCAACAAGCUGCCGUCUGUCAACCAGCUGGUGGGGCAGCCCCCCCAGCACAGCUCCAAUUCUGGGCCCAACCUCGGGCCGAUGGGGCCUGGAAUGAUAAACAGUCACCCCAUGCAAGCCAAUGGAGAGAUGAAUGGAGGCCACUCAUCUCAGUCGAUGGUCUCAGGAUCCCAUUGCACACCUCCGCCGCCCUACAACCCAGACCCCAGCCUUGUCAGUUUUUUAACAGGACUGGGGUGUCCAAACUGCAUCGACUAUUUCACCUCCCAAGGGUUACAGAAUAUUUACCACCUGCAGAACCUAACCAUAGAGGAUCUCGGAGCACUGAAGAUCCCAGAGCAGUACAGGAUGAUUAUCUGGAGAGGCCUUCAGGAACUCAAGCAGAGUCACGAUUAUGGGGCCCAGCAGCUCAUCCGCUCCAGCAGCAAUGCCUCCACCAUCUCCAUCGGUAGCUCUGGCGAGCUGCAGCGACAACGCGUCAUGGAGGCAGUGCAUUUUCGUGUGCGCCACACCAUCACUAUCCCUAAUCGCAGUGGGGCCGAUGAGUGGGCGGACUUCGGCUUCGACCUCCCAGACUGCAAAUCCCGCAAACAGUCCAUAAAAGAAGAGUUCACAGAGGGAGAGAUCAACUGAAGGUCUCUGCAGGCACCGGCAGCAAGAGACCAGACACAGAGGUUUAAAGGAACAGAAAACCAAUCAUAAAAAUGGCAAAACUCUUCCAGCUUUAAGUGUGUGGAGAAAAUGCGUUCACAGUCGCAUGAGGGAACCUGGGUCUGGCCGUUGGUUAGAUGCCCUUCACAGGAGGGAAAUUCCACUGGCUUUGUGAUAGGAUCAAGGUGAGGAAAGGAGCAGCUGAGACAAAAAUAGGCACUCCAAAUAGGCUGUAGAGAUGCCACAGCUGCCUGAGGCAGAGGAAUAUUCACUUGCUAACAUACAGGGCUACCUUACAAUUUGCCGGACAGUCUUCAUAUCAAACGAAUGCAAUGUAAAAGCAAAAUGUAUUCUUAAGAACAGUCUCCUUCCUACCCUACCUCUCCCUACACCCUGUCUGUUUAGCAGUGCCCAACUCUUUGCAGCCUCAUUCUCUGUGAAAACGGGUUCAACGCCUGAAAUGUACUGCUCACGUUAGGGAUACCUGCUGUUGACUGAUAUAUGACAAAAGGACAUGCUUUCCUGAUGGACUGCCAAAAAGUAUUUGUUUCCUUUCGUUCUUUGUAGAGCAGAAAAGAAAUUUAUUUGUUGAUUCCAGAUGUGCAUGUAUCUAAAUGACAUGUGUGUAUAUGGACAGACACGCCUUGUAUAUACAGUAAGCUCAUUGUGCUGUUAAGGAUAAAGAAAGAUUUAUUUUCAUGUAUGCUACAAAAAAAAAAAUUAAUAAUUACCCCCAAGACACUUCAGCAUCAUAAAUUAACUUCAUGCUUUUGACAUGUAAACAGGCAGAAAGCUGUUAUGUUUCAAGUCUUAUCUUAAACAUUCAAAGGGUUUUUCUUUUAAUCUUUAAACAGUUUUUUGUUUGAUUCUGAGGGAGGAAGGGCAAAUCCAUUCACUUAAACCCCCCAGUCUAAAAUUUUUCCAUAAAGUGUUCCUAAUAUUUUCAGGGCAUGGAUUAAGUAUAGUCUUGAUCAUCAUCCCAGAAAAGUAAAAAACCUGAGUUUUCCCAAACUACUGAUAACGGUCUGUGUUUGAUGAAGAGGUUUCCUUUACACCAUCUGAAGGUAGGGCUGUUUUUAUUCCUUCCCAGUGCUUCCCUAGCACAGGGGCCCAGAUGAUUUGCCUCAUGUCUUUGUCUGUCUCCUGACUGAAUUCGACAAGAUACGCAGCAGGAAACGCGAAGAUGCAUGCAGAUGUUCUGUGCCAGCAAGUGGCACAAACAAGACAUUCUGUGGGUGCGACUGACAAUGCCCUUCCAAGAGGCACAGUAGAGGCUACCAGUGAUGGCAGAGAAGGUUGGUGGUGCCAUUCAACAUCCUAUGUACCCUCUCAUUUCAGGACUGGUCUGUAACUGAGACAGCCCAGAGGACUGGGUUGUCUCAGUAACCUCCCAGGGCUGCCAUACUGCCCAGAAUCUAUUCAGAGCUGCAGCUCUGCCUGUAGCACAUCCCUUAACCUCAGCCUUGUAAGGAGGUGCUCAGAAUGCAACUCCAUAGCUAUUUACUCUUGUGCUUACACCGCAAAAAUUAUCCCCCAGCCAGACAGAGCUUAUGGAGUUCAUUGAUACUGCUCUGAGCUAAAAUGUCUCACCAACAUGCGCUGGGCUUGAAGCAACUUUUGCCUUCCCUUAAGCAUCACGGGCUGGUCCUCAUUCAGGAUGGAGCCCCACAAGGAAACUGAGCUGUAUCUGCCAAUGCCAGGAGAGCAGCAGGAGAAAAAGAGCUCCUUCAGCAUCUCUGCUUGCUCUUCUUCACUGGUGGCUCAGGGGCUAAGGCACAUGGGGUGCAUGGCUAGGGGCCAUUGUUCUGACCCUUCUGAACUAUUUGCCCCAUUUUCACUGGUUUCUCCCCCAGCCCACAAACCUCUGUGGCUGAGAGUGGCCAACCCCCAUUUGACAGCUCCGCACUUGUGUACAUUGUCCUUACUUUGCACCAGGACUCUGGGGCUCGCCAAGACAGCAGCACACACUUGUAAGUAACAGCUAAUUAAAGCACUUUAAUGCUUUAAGUUUUUUAAAUAAUCCUUCAUGUUUUCAAUGUUAACUAAUGCUUUUUCCAGCAGUAUUAUAAGGUAUAUUCCACCCCUGUUAUUAACUGUAUUUUUUUGUAAUGUUAUCUUUGGAAAAUGUGUUAUUUUUAUAGCUGUGGUUUUUGUUUUGUUUUUUUGUAACGCAAUAAAUCCCAAUGUCUGA